Molecule: messenger RNA, 3278 nt
Organism: Phasianus colchicus (ring-necked pheasant)
Lineage: Eukaryota; Metazoa; Chordata; Aves; Galliformes; Phasianidae
Source: RefSeq, a predicted model, not a curated record
GGCGGCUUUGUUGAGGGGCGCGCUGGCAGCGGGUACGGAGAGUCUCCUUGGGGCUGUCCCUGGCCGCGGCCUGGUAGCGCCGGGCGAAGAUGGGCGCCAGCGGCAGCACUCGGCGUGUCACCUUCGAGGCGGACGAGAAUGAGAACAUCACAGUGGUGAAAGGCGUGCGGCUAUCUGAUAGUGUCAUUGAUCGGAUGAAGGAACCUUCUUCGCCUGGUGGAAGACCGCAGUCUCAGCGCCGAUCACCUGGUGCAGUUAAUGAUGAAGAACUAAAGAAAAGAAUUGCAGAAGAAUUGGCAUUAGAACGAGCCAGAAGAGACUCUGAAGCUCAAAAGAGAAGAACAUGUUCUUCUGAGAGUGAAGUGACUGCUGCUGUGCCGACCUCAUGAAGAACAGAUUUCUGUUGUUCACAUUCAGCAUACCUACCCUCCUGUUCUAUUCCAAUUGAGAAAGCAAUCUCUCCCGAAUUCAGGGGCAUGAGGAAUGUCUGUGCAGUGUUCAUUUUUUUUUUUUUUUUUUAAGUCAAGAUCCAUACUUUCAAGUGGAAAAAGCCUGCAAUUUUCUGUAUGACUCAGGUAUCAGUCUUCUGGACACUUAUGUACUUUCAGAGCUGGUAUAAUUUUUCAUCAUUACUGGACUUCAGUUUUGAAGCAGAAACUUAGGAGCUCAGUGUACACUGUUCAGAUAGAACAUUUUAUACCUUUCACUUUGGUGCAAUGCAGAGACUUCUAGGUAAUAUAAACAAGAAAAACCUAAAAAGAUUCCUUUUGUAUUUAGUUAUAUGUAGUAAACAUGAAAGCACAUUGAUGCAACGUUGUAAGAUGGAACAAAACCUGUGUUCCCAGCUGUACUGUGCUUAAAACAUAUGCUGGAAUAAAACUGUUAGAGAGAACGGUUGUUAGUGUUCAUAGGGUAUAUUACAAAAGCAACUGGAAGCCAUUCCAGAGUUCAAGAGCUUUAGACCAUUGUCCAAGUCUUCAGAACCUGCAGUUCACGGAAGCAAUAUCAGAGUACUUUCUUUGUUGUAUCAAACAUGUUCACAAAUCACAUUGUUUUCCAGGUAAGGGUACUACAUCUGGAGGUUGAUGGCCCUGCCGGUGGCAGGGGGGUUGGAACUGGAUAGUCUUUGAGGUCCCUUCCAACCCAAGUCAUUCUAUGAUUCUAUGAUGUUAAUACUUGAACACAUGAAAGAAGGAAGUGAAAUGUAGGCUUUGUAACCUAUACAGAGGAUGCAGAGUACAGAUGCAUCGGUGUUGUUUAAGGCUGGUUGGACUGAGAAGGAUGGUAUCUGAUGUCUGUGCUGAUAGCACAUUGUAGAACGGUGAUUCAGUAGCUCUUUCAGCUUGUAUUUCUCUUUGGUAGGCAAAUGAGCAGCAUGUAGCCAGUCCUCAGCAUUUUGAUGAAAGAUUUGCUACUUUUAUCUGGUGAAAAGCAACUUGGAAUGCUGUAGUUCUAGUGUUUAAAUUUUUGGAAGAGUUAUGGUAGGGGCAUAAGCCCCAUAUUUAGUUACUUUAAUGGAUACCAUAGUAUUAAAAACUACUUCGCUUUGCACUUUCAGUACAUUAAAAAAAUAAAAAUGAAAUUGAUAACCUACUACUUUUUUCUUGACUAUCUUUAAGUCAGAUAUUGAUGGUAGGUGAUGCUGAUAUCAGAAAUGUUUUUGGUAAACAUUUUAUGAAAUAAAUAGAGAAACACAAAGAUUAUGUAUUUAGAAAGUGUAUAUUCAUUCCCUUCUCAAAAACAGUUUUGCUAUCUUUAAGUAAAAAAAAAAAAUUAAACAUAAGUGAACUUGUGACUGUCAGUUGUCUAAUCUAUCUAUCUAAUGGAUAAUUUCAGUACUGUUUCUUUAUGCAUUGGAUCACCACAUCUUGAUCAGAUUGCAAUGUGUAGUAUAUCUGUGCAACACUGUGAAAGAAGAUUUUUUUUUUAAAUUAAAUUAAUUGCUAGGGAGUUUAUUUAUUCAAAUGUACAUAUACAAAUGGUUAAAAUUUCCCUCAAAUUACAAUCAGUCUCUCCAGGAUUUUCUUCUCUUAGAAUCUGGAAGUAUGUAGUGGUUGUGGAAGUGUCGUAAAUUAAUGCAAAAGUUAAUAACUACCAUCAUGAGAACAUGUGUGGCUUGUAAUCUGUUGAUGGAAAUUGAAGUGCUGCCAGUGACUGAAUUCCCUCAUGUUUAACCAUUCUGGGCCAGAACACCACCUCAUCUCACAUAUUGUUUUCUCAGGCCUACUAAUGGACAAACAUUCCUGGAAGUGCUUUACUAAAGCUGCCUUCUGGCUCAAUUUCCCCUGGGAGUUUCUCUACUUAUUUUGAUAGACUGGACGAAUACAGUCUCUGUCUAUGGAAGUACUUGUUAAUUUCCAUCUCCUGAAGUGAAAAAAAUGUUUAUCCUCUUACAGAAGGCAGAGUUGUAUGUGGAGGAUCUUCCUCAUGUUGGAGGUUGGGUAUUCAGUUCUUGAGUCUGACCAGUAGGUAUUCCUAUGCCCUCUAGUCAGUUCUGGAGACUGUGUUAGCAGUCCAGAAUUUUGUAAUAAUACUAUAGUGACCACAAAUCCCACUGAAGACUCAAAGUUCAAGCUAAUGCAUUGGUUCUUCUACUCAGCUCAACUGUGGCUUUUGAACAUAAAUAAAGUUUUCUCUCAAGAGUCAUUUCAUUUAGAAAAGUUAAGCUGAUUUUUAUUCAAUUACAAUGGAACUUAUGGUGACUGCAUUAGUAGAUGUGACUGCUUAAUGUGUUGGAGCUACAGUCAUGUGAUAAUGCUCAAGGUAAUUUACAGGUUGUAAUACUAUUAGUAUUAAGAAAAACAAUAUAGAAAUAGUACUGCUAUUAGAGUUAUAAUUACUAGAGAGCUUACUAUUUUGAACAGAAUAGGAAAGAAUAAUGUAUAUUCUUUCCCCUCGAUUAAGAAUAGCAUUAAUAUUCUCAUAGCCUAUUUCCAGUUCAUGUCAGUACCUACCAUUAGGUAGCAACAAUACCCUGCUCGUUAUAAUGUUCAUUAUUUAAUGAAAACAGAGUCUUAGCCAGUACCUUAAUGAUGGAUUUGUGGCUUACUGAACAAUUACUUGAGCAUGUUCAGUGGCUUUCUGGUGUGACGUUUGUUACUGCCUUUGGUGUAUAUGGACUCUUAAGAAAAAGAGAAAAAGCAAGCUUUGUCCCCUGUUAAAUACCUGCCACAGUCUGUUACACAUCAUGAAAGAGAAACCUACUAAAAGAGAGAAUCAUAGAAUCACAAGGUUGGACAGGAUAUACAAGACCAUCUAGUCCAACUGUCCUCCAUCAC